AGGAAAAGCAAUCGAGCGUGGCUCACUCGAGCAGCCUGUAAGAAAACGAGGAAGAUGGCAUCCACCGACCAACCUGAUCCACCAACACAGCCUGGCCUUCCUCCUGGAGACGAUGCAGCAGCACCCCCCAGAGAAGCACUGAUUACCACUGCUGUAAAGUUUCUACAGAACCCAAAAGUACGUCAGAGUCCCUUGGACACCAGAAAAGCCUUCUUGAAGAAAAAAGGCCUGACGGAUGUGGAGGUAGAGUUGGCCAUCCAGCGCUCCGGCAGCACGGAAGAAGUCCUGCCUCUGAGCCCUGUGGGGCCCCCACAUCCACUCCAUGCAACGCAGCUGGCUCUUGUGCCACACAGUCCAGCAGGCUACAGAUGGAGGGACUACGGUGCCCUCACCAUCAUUAUGGUGGGCAUCGCCUUUGGCUUUCAUCAGCUUUACAAAAAAUACAUCCUUCCCCUCAUUAUCGGCAGCCGAGAGGACAAGAAGCAUCUGCAGAGGAUGGAGAGCAACAUUGCGGCAAUGAGUGGCACGCUGACACAGACAGUCAGCCAGCUGCAGCAGACCCUGGUCUCCGUCCAGGAGCUCCUGAUCCAGCAGCAGCAGAAAAUCCAGGAGCUCUCUCAGGAACUGACAGCAUCAGGGGCAUCGUCUUCAACCAACCGCGUCCUGGACAACCAAACAGCUGGAGAGCUGAAGGCCGAGAUCCUCUCUUUGAAGGGCUUACUGCUCAGCAGGAAACAAUUCCCUUCCACUCCCACUAUACCUAAAAUCCCCUCAUGGCAGAUUCCUCUAAAGUCGCCAUCGGUACCCGGCUCCCCGUCGGUCCACCACACCAACAGCAGCAGCGACAUCUCCCCUGUCAGCAACGAGUCCGAAAACUCCUCCCCUAUCAAAGAUGGACACAACAGCCCUCAGGAUGCACUGGGAGGCCCUGAUGUAGUGCACAGUAUCAACGGAGAUGACGGCACCGCGGCCCUUGCCGCAACGUUGCUCCUGGACCUGAAGGACCAGGUCCGCAUGGAAGUGCAGGGGGAGGAGGAGAAGAAGGAAGAUGAGGAGGAGGAAGAGGAGGAGGAGAAUGUCAGCCAUGUAGAAGAGGAGGAGGACGGUGUAAGCAUGCACACAGUGGAUCGGCGAGGUGGGGAUGGACAGAUUAAUGAACAGGUGGACAAACUGAGGCGGCCCGAGGGUGCCAGCAAUGAGAGCGAGGUGGAUUAAAUAGCAGUAGAAAGCGCAAAAUAUACUCUCCAAACACUUCUCAUCUCUGUCGAUGGCUUUGUUUCAUUCGGCUCCUCUCUGCUCUCACUCAUUUAUUUUCUUGUUGUCUUGUUUUAUCCAUCUUCACUGUCUGUUUCCACUUGUUUCUGUAACAUCUUAAUCUCGAGCAAAAUGAGGAGCAGGCGUGAGAAGACGCAAAACUGACAAAUAUUGGAGGCUCGACUUGAGGCAGACUAAAUGACUGCAGGUCGAGCCACAAACCACGCUGUAACAUUUCUUUGAAAGGAGAAGUGACGAGCAAUAGUCAAAUCAGAAUGACUUUAAAAGGCUUCAUGCAGUCCUAAUGUGUGACUGCUUUAAAUUUUCAUGAUUUUAUCAGAUAUAACUUUGCCUCGUAAUUGUCCUAAGGCUCUUUUACAGACCAAAGAGGCAGUGCUGUGCAGAAUAUCUCUCCUGUAUGAUGCAGCUGCAGGUCAGGAGUCAUAUGUUGGCACUUCAUGCUCAAAGUUACCGUGAGCUUCCCGAGAAGCAUUAGCAGAGUUGGUCUCUCUGUUGAUGGCAAUAGGAGAGGACAAGCUCUUCCAGGGCCGGAGCUUUUAGCCUCUUUUAUGUGUCCUUUCGCAUUGGUGUCAGUCUGUCAAUAAUUUACAAGGCCAGCAGGGUGGCAUUUGGGUGAAAUAAAAGCCCUGAAAUUCGAGAUUAGAAUGUGAUGACGGGCUUUGUUCCAUGGCGGUGUCAGAGUGCUCAUACGCUCAAAGGAGGGGAAGAAAAAUGUUUUUUUUCCCCCUGCUUUCCUUUCUCACUGAGGGCUGAAUUGUGCAUCUUUUGCGAGUGUGUUUGCGCGUGGCAGGCGAGAAAACCCAGACUGUCUGCUGAGCUGUAUCUGUGUCUCCAGCAGGGCAGCUGAUUUGGUUUGUGAAGUAUGUUAAUAAUCAAAUGAUCAACAAAUAACAGAUGUAUUAGUUCAUGCAGCUUGAAAUGUCAAGGAGGCUAAAAGCGGAAAUCUAAUACAGAAAGCCCAGUUGCAUUGUAUUAUUUUCCGUGACAAACCCUGCGGUCCAAAUUAUGUAGGGCCUCCUACAGUGAGUAAUCUUUACAGAAAACGGCGCCAAUAUUUUGUAAUUAAGCUGCAGUAAGACAACGAGCGCUGCCACAGAUGGUAGUUGCAGAACUUGUAUCACUUUUUUUCUCUCUCAAUGUGGAGGUGGAUGGGGGAAGUUAGAAGAAAAUUGCCCCAUGAUUGAAAAGGAAAGUAAUAAAUGAAUACUUGACUUAUUGAAUUACUCACUGUGUCUCCAGCUAACAAGAAGAGUCCAUGAGUGAGAAGAAGGGAUAUCAGCUCUGGUGCCAUUUCCACCUCCAUCAAAUGGUCUUCUUAGGAACACAGAAAAGGUAGAGGGGCUCUGCACACUUCCGCGCGACACCCGUCCCGACCCACACAAUAUGUUUGUUGUUUGAGUUUCUGUUGAAAGUGUCGAAUGAUGAUACAACAACAGUUGCAGUAUGCUCUGAACUAUAUAUUUGUGAUUCAGUAGAGAGACAUUUGUAUGGAUGAAUUAGGUUGGUUCAAAGUACAUAAUCAAGAGGUGUAACUAAUGCUUCUUAGCCACUAUAGAACCAGUAAUUGGUCUUCUCUGUAACCUGCUGAUUACUGUCUGAAUGUCAGCCUGAAGUGAACAUACGUGCAAUAAAUCUGGUUUAUCUCAA
Messenger RNA from Cottoperca gobio, 2922 nucleotides. It is a transcript of the gene pex14, whose product is annotated as peroxisomal biogenesis factor 14. Gene Ontology annotation, molecular function: signaling receptor binding. The coding region runs from base 55 to 1215 and encodes 386 amino acids. Lineage: Eukaryota; Metazoa; Chordata; Actinopteri; Perciformes; Bovichtidae. Gene Ontology annotation, biological process: protein import into peroxisome matrix, docking. Gene Ontology annotation, cellular component: peroxisomal importomer complex; peroxisomal membrane. The transcript has 9 exons. The record is from RefSeq and is a predicted model, not a curated record.